This is a messenger RNA of Gryllus bimaculatus (two-spotted cricket), 1257 nucleotides long. Lineage: Eukaryota; Metazoa; Arthropoda; Insecta; Orthoptera; Gryllidae. The record is from the annotation of a GenBank genome assembly.
AUGGAGACUAAUGGUGAGCGCCGUGAAGAAGAGUGGGCCGAUGAUGAGAUUGCGUGGUCUCGGGUUUCGAAACGUCGGGAUGGAACGCGAGGAAUCAUCGGGGAUAAAUGGGAACGUGGAAAUAAGGAGACCAAUAGACCGGACAAACGGAUAAAUAAAAUCAAUGUACGCCGUGUGCAUAAACAUGGAGAAAUUCCACGCGUUGCUUCCGAAUCAGUGUCGGGCGCUCGUUGCCAGCCAGCCAUUAAUAGCCCGGUGGCCGCGUGGCGUACAAUGUUGGGCUUUGCAGCUCAGCCGGGCUCUCCAGCGCAAAGUGGAGUGGACAGGCGAGGGGAACAACUUGUGAGGAAAGGAGCAGUGAGGAGAAUAGUCAAAAAGGAAGAAGGGGCAGGCGCGGAGGGGGCCAGAGGCCUGGCGGGAGGGGCUGCCCGGCGAGAAGUCGCGGCGCUCAUUACCCGCGGGGCGCGGAGGCGGCAACGACGACCGCCGGAGCAGCCCGAUGAGGCGGCGCGGCCUGCGGGCAGCGGCCGCUCGGCCACGCGCAAGAACGCGCAAUUGCCGCCGCUGCCAGUGACGGGCUUUCCGACAAGAGCCCAGUCGGAGGGGGUGCUUCGUUAUGCCUUUCUUUGAUUCCAGAGCGUUGGCGUAAAAACACGUUUCCCCACUCGUAUUAUGCUUGAGAAGAAACCAGACAUCGAAGGAACAGAUUCACGGCCCAGAACCGAGGCCACUGAGAAACAAAAGCGCCUGGUAAAUGACAAGCGGCCUGACCCGUGCGAUGCUCCUCCUGCCUGGUGGAGCAGCGGCGAGGGCUGGGGCGCGGCGGAAGUGGCCGUCGCCGAGCUGUGUGAAAACUUCCUUGAAGUCACCGAGGGAGCGCAAGUGCGGGAGUGCAGGAGAAGCGGCGAAGUAUCAGCUCGGCCGGCGGUGCCCCCGCUCCGGAAGCGCGGCCGUCGGGCGUCGGCUGUUCCGGGAAGGCCGCCAGGGGGCGAAGGAGAGCAGCGCGAGGAGGAGGAGGGCGUAUUGACGCGGCAAAAAGAGUCUCUGCAGAUCAAUAUCGAUUCGGCUAGCAGCUCCGAGGCCCACGACUGGCUGGCUGGCGGGCGGCGCGGGCGGGCGCCGCGAGUGGGUGAGGAGAUAAGAGCCACCCGAGGAGGCGCGGCGCGGCGCGGCCAGGGCGGGCGACUAGCUCCCAGAGAGGCUGUCACACUAGCAGAUGAAACGCAAUUCCACCGAAGGCUGAGGCCGACCAAGUAA